Saprolegnia parasitica CBS 223.65 is the source of this 546-nucleotide messenger RNA. RefSeq lists its product as hypothetical. Bases 1 to 546 code for a protein of 181 amino acids. Gene Ontology annotation, molecular function: metal ion binding. The transcript has a single exon. NCBI's taxonomy places the organism in Eukaryota, Oomycota, Saprolegniomycetes, Saprolegniales, Saprolegniaceae. The record is from RefSeq and is a predicted model, not a curated record.
AUGAAGAGCAGCGCGUGUGGCGGUGGCAUCCAAGUACGCAGCGCGUGCUCGAAAGCACUCUGGGUCCACGACCAAGCGCGGCCGCACUGCAACAGCUGCAACACCAAGUUUACGUUUCUGCGGCGGCGCCACCACUGCCGCGUCUGCGGCGAAGUCGUGUGUUCCAAGUGCUCGCGCACCGUGUACCUUGUCAACACGAGCUCCAACGUCGGCUUGGCGUGCAUCGAAUGCGCCAUCCCGCUGGCCUCGCCGCGCGCCACCAACGACUUCGACGAGCCGCACAGCUGGGGCACGCGCCCGACCUGCCCGACGUUCUUGAGCACGCUCGAGCGUCAGUCGCUGGGGCAGCUGCCGCCCGAAACGCCCGAGUGCGCGCUCUGCAUUCGAGAGCUGCAAGGUCCUCGGCGGGUGCUGCAACUCCCGUGUCACCAUGCCUUCCACGACGCCUGCCUCUUGCCGUGGCUCAAGACCCACGACGCGUGCCCAAGCUGCAGCUGCCAGCUCCCGCGCGAUACGACGGCAACCGCCGCAAGCCUCUUUACGUAG